Adineta steineri is the source of this 522-nucleotide messenger RNA. Lineage: Eukaryota; Metazoa; Rotifera; Eurotatoria; Adinetida; Adinetidae. The record is from the annotation of a GenBank genome assembly.
AUGGAUAAACAUGGAUUUCUUUAUGUUUCUGAUUAUAAGAAAAAUGAAGUGAGACGAUGGAAAAUGGGUGAAUACAACAACGAAGGAGUUAUAGUGGCAGGUAGACAUGGACAAGGAGAUCGACUCAAUCAGCUCAAUUUUCCAGGUUUUAUCUUUGUUGAUGAAGAUCAAACUGUUUAUAUAACAGAUAAGUCGAAUCAUCGUGUAAUGAAAUGGAAAAAAGAUGCAAAAGAAGGAAUAGUUGUGGCUGGAGGAAAUGGUCAAGGAGGAAAUCUUAAUCAAUUGUCUGGUCCUGAAGGAAUCAUUGUUGAUGAUUUGGGUCAAAUCUAUGUGGCAGAUAGUGAGAAUCAUCGAAUAAUACGGUGGUGUGAAGGAAAAGAAGAAGGUGAAGUUGUCGUUGGUGGAAAUGGUGGAGAAAAUCAAUUGAAUGGUCCUAUGGACUUAUCUUUCGAUGAUGAAGGAAAUCUUUAUGUUGGUGAAUGGGGAUAUCAUCGAAUUCAAAAAUUCGAAAUAACUUUGUGA